Molecule: messenger RNA, 1455 nt
Organism: Pseudo-nitzschia multistriata
Lineage: Eukaryota; Bacillariophyta; Bacillariophyceae; Bacillariales; Bacillariaceae
Source: the annotation of a GenBank genome assembly
ACCCGGCAAGGUACGGUACGGCAAUGAGAAAAAAAUAUUUUCGACGCAUAUGUGGAAUCAGUCAUCGGUCUUGAAAUUGAAAUAGUAAUGGAUUCCCAACACAGAGUGCAGAGAGUACAAAAGAUUGCAAUGACGAGGACUGUUUCUUCUAUAUCAUUAAUGUUCUCGGUUUUAGGGUGGCUCUUGUGUCUUCUUUUGACAGAAAUUCCGCGAGGAGCCGCUUUCGUUGUUACCAGCAGUUGUUCCUCGUCAAACGGUUGCGUCAACGGGGCAGAGUUGCAUCGCUUUUCGAAAUCUUUCGUUGUUCGAUCGGCGGCUGGCAGCGAUACCGAUGUUUCGGCCACCARCAGUGGCAAGGACGAUGGCRAUUCCGACAACGGUGGAUUUUUCUGGGACUUUCGAGGGCAUUCGUGCUACGCAGAAAUUGAUCGACCUGCGGUUUCCAUCGACCCCAACAACAAAGAAGGUCCGAAGAAACCCACUAUAAUUCUUGUGCACGGCUUCGCAUGUAGUACCGUUUACUGGCGAGAGACACGAGCCUGCCUGAUCAGAGAAGGAUACACGGUCCACUCGGUGGAUUUGCUGGGACAGGGCAAGUCAGCGAAGCCGGGGCGAGCCGACAACAUUCUUUACUCCAUUGAUUUGUGGGCACAAUUGGUCGACGAAUACGCGCGAAAGCAUGUUGCUCUUAGUGACGAUCACGACAAGAGCGGCAUCGUGUUGGUUGGAAAUUCGUUGGGAAGUCUCGUGGCUCUUUCGGCAGCCACCGGAGAUUGCUUUGUCCACGACAGAGCGAACCCGGGAACUGGGUACCUUGCUUCGAGAGUGRAGGGCAUAUGCAUGUUCAAUUGCGGAGUUGGACUGAACACAAAGAAUGUACUGAAGGUAGCGUCCAAUCCUGCAUGGCUCAAAUCAAUUCUCGGUGUUGUCUUCGGCUUGCUGGACAUACUCGUCUUUGGCAACAAGCUUUUGUUGUCCUAUGUCAUCGACAAUCAAGUGUCCAAAGACACUAUCCGCAACGCCCUAACGGCACUGUACUCUUUUGCCGACGAUCCCCAGAGCAGAGUCGAUGACGAAUUGGUCGAUUCGUUUAUCGAUCCGGUACUGAACGACUCUACGUCGGAUGUGGUGGAAGUCCUCAGCCAGAUYUAUACCAACGAUGCGGGCCGGACACCGAUCGAACUACACAACAAGUAUCUUUCGGACGGCGGCAAGAACGUGCCUAUCCAUUUGAUCUGGGGCGACAAGGACGUGGUGACACCGAUCGAAGGAGACGUCGGCGUGUUCUACACAGAGCUGGCAUCGAAUCCCGGCUCCGGUGUGUCGAUGCAAGUGAUCAACAACGCGGGCCACGUCCUGUUUGACGAACGGCCGGAAUGCAACGCGGGAUUGAUCGAAUGGCUCGACGAGAAGUUGUUGAAACAAAACUAACUAGAAGGAAUUGGUUUCUCUUUG